Molecule: messenger RNA, 1199 nt
Organism: Neolamprologus brichardi
Lineage: Eukaryota; Metazoa; Chordata; Actinopteri; Cichliformes; Cichlidae
Source: RefSeq, a predicted model, not a curated record
GAAGCGCGCAUCUCUCCACAGACGCACAGAAGCUCCGAGCUGGAUAUUCCGUGCGCUGGAACACUGAGACAUCUGUAGACGGUUCACACCAUCCUUUGAAGAUGGAGGUUUCGGGCAGUGGGUGGGCAGCUGAGUUCACCCCUCCGUGUGUGACACAAGCUGCAAAUGGAAAUGACUCUGGUCAGGUGUUUGAGGUGGCGCUGCAGAACAGCUCCUCCAAGCGCAGCCCCCAGUUUGCGGGCGUGGAGCUGCUGCAGUCCUUCAAGCUGCUAAUCAUUCCCUGCUACACCCUCGUGGCUCUGGUGGGCGUCUUUGGCAACUACCUGCUCCUCUACGUCAUCUGCCGCACUCGCAAGAUGCACAACGUCACCAACUUUUUCAUUGGAAACCUGGCUUUCUCUGACAUGCUGAUGUGUGCUACGUGUGUCCCCUUCACACUGGCCUACGCCUUCAACCCACACGGUUGGGUGUUUGGUCGCUUCAUGUGCUACUUGGUGUACCUCAUACAGCCGGUGACGGUGUACGUGUCAGUGUUCACCCUCACUGCCAUUGGUGUAGACAGAUACUAUGCCACGGUGCACCCUUUAAAAAAGCGGAUCUCGGUCUUGGCGUGCACCUACCUCCUGUCUGGGAUCUGGCUGUUGUCCUGUUGUCUGGUGGCCCCGGCUGUGGCUCACACCUACCACGUGGAAUUUAAAAACGAAGGCUUCACCAUCUGCGAGGAGUUCUGGAUGGGCCAGGAGAGGGAGCGGUUGGCCUACGCCUACAGCACUCUCUUCAUCACCUAUGUCCUGCCUCUGUCGGCCCUCUGCAUCUCUUACCUGUGCAUCUCCGUCAAACUGCGGAACUGCGUCAUACCCGGCCACCACACAGAGAGCCAGGCAGAGGCUCAGCGCGUUCGCAAACGCAAGACCUUCCGUCUGGUGUCCCUGGUGGUGGCGGCAUUUGGCAUCUGCUGGAUGCCCAUCAGCGUGUUCAAUGUCCUGCGUGACAUUGACAUCGAUCUGAUCGACAAGCAGUACUUUCUACUCAUUCAGCUGCUUUGCCAUCUGUGCGCAAUGAGCUCAUCCUGCUGUAACCCUUUCCUCUACGCCUGGCUGCACGACCGCUUUCGAGCUGAGCUUCGCAAAAUGUUCACGUGCCGCCGUCGCAUUGGCAUCUCAGCCAACAACUGCGCCACAGCCAGCGUGGUAUUGUGA